Molecule: messenger RNA, 1426 nt
Organism: Selaginella moellendorffii
Lineage: Eukaryota; Viridiplantae; Streptophyta; Lycopodiopsida; Selaginellales; Selaginellaceae
Product: triose phosphate/phosphate translocator TPT, chloroplastic
Exons: 11
Coding region: 110-1342 (410 amino acids)
Biological process (GO): transmembrane transport
Cellular component (GO): Golgi apparatus; membrane
Molecular function (GO): antiporter activity
Source: RefSeq, a predicted model, not a curated record
AUUCCUUUGCUUCGUCGGUUUUUAGGCUUGUUUUGUUUUGGUCCAAGGGUUGGAAAGUGAGAGGGGAGAGAGAGGGGGACGAUCUUAGGGACGCCAUCGCCAAAUCGCCAUGGCAGCAGCGAGCUUGGCUCCGGCGGCGGCGGCAGCGGCGCUGCUCUCCUCCAAAUCCGCCUCAUUGCGCCUCUACAGCGCCAAGCCGUGCCUCUCCUUCUCCUCCUCCGGCGAUCGGGCGUUUGGCGGAUUAUCGCUCCACCGGAGCCUCUACCUCCAGCAGCCGCUGCUCGCGAAGGAUUCCAGCUCGACCUGGGAGAGCAAGCGUCCCCGCAUCGUCGCUUCCGCUGCCGCUGCCUCGGAUGCCUCCGACUCCGGCGAUGCAAAGAUUGUCGAGGCGUCUGGAUUUGCGGAGAAAUACCCGGCUCUCGUCACUGGAUUCUUCUUCUUUAUGUGGUAUUUUCUCAAUGUGAUCUUCAACAUCCUUAACAAGAAGAUCUACAAUUAUUUUCCUUAUCCAUAUUUUGUGUCAGUGGUCCAUCUUAUCGUUGGUGUUGCUUAUUGCUUGGUCUCCUGGGCCGUGGGAGCUCCAAAACGAGCGCCGAUUGAUGGACAACUUCUGGGAUUGCUGACUCCAGUUUCGUUUUGCCACGCGCUUGGACAUGUCAUGACGAAUGUGUCUUUCGCUGCUGUCGCUGUUUCGUUCACGCACACCAUUAAAGCACUGGAGCCAUUCUUUAGCGCAGCCGCUUCGCAGUUUAUACUGGGGCAGCAAAUUUCUCUGCCGCUUUGGCUCUCUCUCACGCCCGUUGUCCUUGGUGUGUCAAUGGCAUCGCUUACUGAGCUCUCGUUCAACUGGACGGGAUUCGUGAGUGCCAUGAUAUCCAACAUUGCAUUUACGUACAGAAACAUCUACUCGAAGAAAGCCAUGACCGGAAUGGACAGUACAAACGUUUAUGCCUACAUUUCAAUCCUGUCUCUGCUCUUCUGCAUUCCUCCAGCAGUGGUGAUGGAGGGUCCCAAGCUAUUGCAACACGGGUUUGCAGAUGCCAUUGCCAAAGUUGGAAUGGUGAAGUUCCUGAGCGAUCUCUUCUGGGUUGGAAUGUUUUAUCAUCUGUAUAACCAGAUUGCUAACAACACUUUGGAGCGAGUGGCCCCUCUAACGCAUGCUGUCGGCAACGUUCUAAAGAGAGUGUUCGUCAUUGGUUUCUCUAUCGUUAUUUUCGGAAACAAAAUCUCCACCCAAACGGGGAUUGGAACCGGCGUUGCCAUUGCUGGGGUGACUAUAUACUCACUGAUCAAGGCCAAAAUGGAAGAAGAGAAGAGAAAGGGAGCUGCACCCAAGGUAUAAGCCAGCGGAUUUUAUCCACUUACCCAGUUUUGUAUUUAUGCAAAAAUCAAUUAUAAUAAAAUAAUAAAAUGUGUUAAAAAUCAA